AUGGAGGCAGAGGUCCCGGUUCAGCGAGAGGGUUUUUACCUGGAUGGCAUGACUGAUGAUGAGGUCUGGUGGUAUCUGGUUAUUUCCGUCAGCGGUGCAUUGACGUUUGUGGCAGUUUGGAUGUACUAUGGGAUCAAGUUCUUCACAUGGUUGACAUCGGAGGAGAUCAUAAAGUACCAGAUUGAGGUUCCCAAUCCUCCUGGCGAUGGGAGGGUCAUGGAGAACCCUUCAAUCAAGGCUCCUGGUUCAACAGCAAUCCAAUGCUAUGCACCAGCUACAGGCGAAUUCCUAGGGCUCGUAAAUCCUACUACCCCCGAAGGUAUCGACCGAGCAAUUGAGAAAGCGCAGACUUCGCAGGAGAAAUGGAAGAAUACAACGUUCGCGCAGCGCCGACAAGUCUUACGAUGCUUGCUUCAACAUAUUCUAGACAAUCAAGAGGAGAUCUGCAGGGUUGCCUGUCUGGAUUCGGGAAAGACAAUGAUUGAUGCCACACUGGGAGAGAUUCUGGUUACGGUUGAGAAGCUCCGUUGGACACUCAGACACGGCGAGAAAGCAUUGAAGCCAUCCAGCAGACCCACGAACCUCCUUAUGAUGUACAAGAAGAACAAGGUUGUCUACGAGCCUCUGGGUGUGGUUGCAGCAUUGGUUUCUUGGAACUACCCUUUCCACAACCUGCUUGGUCCAAUGAUCUCUGCGAUCUUUGCUGGAAACGGCAUUGUUGUCAAGGCAUCGGAGAAUACUGCUUGGAGUUCCAAUUACUUUUCGCUCAUUGUCAAAGGCGCGCUUGCGGUCUGUGGACAUAACACGAAUUUGGUCCAGGUUGUUACUACAUGGCCUCAGACUGCUAAUUACCUCACUUCGCACCCUUCGAUCUCCCAUGUCACAUUCAUUGGUAGCAGACCUAUUGCCAAACUCGUUGCAGCAUCGGCCGCAAAGUCUCUGACGCCUGUGGUUGCUGAAUUAGGAGGUAAAGAUGCCGCUAUCGUGUUGGACUCUGCGGUCAAGGACCUACCUCGCAUUGUCGAGAUUCUCCUCCGCGGUACCUUCCAAGCCGCUGGACAGAACUGCAUUGGUAUCGAACGUAUCAUCGCCACUCCCCUAGUGUACGACCAACUCGUCAUGAUGCUCGAGCCUAGAAUCAAAGCCCUCCGGGUCGGCUCCGUGCUCGACGCCCCAAAAGAGUCUCAAGUUGACGUCGGCGCCAUGAUCUCAGACGCCUCGUUCGACCGCCUCGAGAAUCUCAUCUCCGCAGCCGUCAAAGACGGCGCUCAACUCCUCGCUGGUGGAGAACGCCUCAACCACCCAGUCCACCACUCAGGCCACUACUUUCAGCCUACUCUCCUCGUCGGUGUAACACCUGAGAUGGCCAUCGCGAACGAGGAAUGCUUCGGUCCUAUCUGCGUCGUCAUGAAAGCCAAAGACGCAGAAGACUCCUGCCGUAUCGCAAACGCACCUGACUUCGGUCUCGGCGCCUCAGUCUUUGGAAGCCCCGGCUUCACAGUCGAUGCGGUUGUCCAGCAUCUCAAGACUGGUAUGGUAGCAAUCAACGAUUUUGCCGUGUACUACGCUGUUCAACUACCCUUUGGCGGACAGCGCGGUAGUGGAUAUGGACGGUUUGCAGGCGAGGAGGGGUUGAGGGGAUUGUGUAAUCUGAAGGCUGUUUGUGAGGAUCGGUUCUUCUGGGCGGGUGUUAAGACGGCUAUUCCUGAGCAGGUGAGGUAUCCGAUUGCGGAUACGAAGAAGGGGUAUGAGUUUACGAGGGCGGUGGUGGAGGUUGGGUAUGGGGUUGGGCCGUGGCAGAAGGUCAAGGGAUUGUUGAGGAUGAGGAGGAAUGCAUAG
Molecule: messenger RNA, 1839 nt
Organism: Cadophora gregata
Lineage: Eukaryota; Fungi; Ascomycota; Leotiomycetes; Helotiales; Ploettnerulaceae
Gene: MSC7
Product: Meiotic Sister-Chromatid recombination aldehyde dehydrogenase
Exons: 3
Coding region: 1-1839 (612 amino acids)
Molecular function (GO): aldehyde dehydrogenase (NAD+) activity
Source: RefSeq, a predicted model, not a curated record